Messenger RNA from Neurospora tetraspora, 3743 nucleotides. RefSeq lists its product as uncharacterized. Gene Ontology annotation, biological process: protein localization to plasma membrane. The record is from RefSeq and is a predicted model, not a curated record. Bases 221 to 3613 code for a protein of 1130 amino acids. The transcript is spliced from 2 exons. Gene Ontology annotation, cellular component: plasma membrane. Lineage: Eukaryota; Fungi; Ascomycota; Sordariomycetes; Sordariales; Sordariaceae.
ACGACACCAUUGCCCUAUCUCACCCUUUCUCUUCGUCUCCGACCCGUCAUCAGCGAUCCCUCACAAGUCCACAUGUUGCAAGACCGAACGACAACGACCGCCCGACGACCCAGGCACCACGUCGCCUUGUGAGAGAGCGAACUGAAGCUGCUGCCGAACAUCCCGUCAACCAACAAUCUCUUCGACCCGAUACCCCUGAAUCAACAACCAAUAUUCAAAAAUGAACGCCCUUCAAGACAAAUGCCGGCCCAAGCACCAGGUCCUAGUCCUCAAGUGCUACCCUCGGACCAUUAAGGGCGCCGUCGAUGUGAAGCCCAAUUCGAGCGAGCUGAGCUACCUCCUGUUCUACUGCCAGUCGCGCCGCGCAAAAAUCCAGAAAGUCGGCAGCUUCCUCGAGAAGAAGACUGCCAGUGACGUCUACCGCCAGAGGAUAGGUAACGUCCAGGUUACCCUUCAGAUCCUCGCCGCCCUGAUCGAAAAGUCUCCCAAGGACCUCCCCCUGUUCGCAUCAUGUGUCCUCAGCAUCCUCGAACAGGUCCUCAAGUCGAGCGACAUCACCAUGGUCGAGUCUUCGAUCCCGACCUUCCAGGCCUUUUGCGAGCACCAUGACCCUACCUCGCUCGCCGCCGACCAGGCCUACUUCCGCCAAUACGUCUCUGUCGUCCAGCAGUACGCCUCUCUCGCCUCGACACGUCCCGCGGCUGGAACGGCACAGCAUAGUAAGCCUAUCGCUCUGCGGUGGAGGAACGCCGGUUUGGAGGCCAUUAGGAGUGUCGCCUCCUCCGACGCCCUGUCUUCCAUGGUUGCCCGCCAGUACGAUAUCAUCGUCCCCAUGAUUCUGGAAAACCUGUGGACGGAAAACGAAGACUUCCUCGACACUUUGCUGCAGAGAGCCGAAGGGGAAGACAAGGUCGAGGAUGCGCCGCUGCUGCGGAGGAGGACGAGCAAUGCCACGGCCCAGGCAUCUGAGACGAACGGCGGUGAGCCGGGCCCCAACCCCAUCGCUUUCCUGGGCACCGCGGUGGAUGUCGACAAGCUGGCGGAAGAAGAUAUCGGCGUCUUGGCCAUGCAGUGCUUGCGACAGGUUUUUGUUGCGCCCAGCCGAUCUCAGACGCACAACCCUACCAUUGCUCUGCUCAGGUUCAUCGAAGAGCGAGUGGACCAGAACGAACAAGUUAUCAAGAAGGAUGCGCAUGGGAAGGACAACGGGUGGGCUGUCAAAGUGUUUCUGAUGGCGGCUCGGUGGGCUCCAGUGGCGGACAGAUUCACUAUUCUCCUCACAGCCAUCGAGGUGCUUGCGCAACGACCCCUGACCGACGACAAUCUGCGACACCACAACAUCCAGGUGGCCAUGAUCAGUGCUCUAUUGCGCUCCGACGUCAACCUAAUCGGCUUGAGCGUCAUGGACGUCCUUCUCAACCUUCUUGGCCAUAUGCAGAGGCUCGUUCAGAUGCCAGGGGACCCAGAUAGUAUGAGGGUCGAUGAAGAGGUGAUUUGCACCAACGAGGGGGCUAUAGGACAGCGCAGAGAGUUGCUGUUCAGGCUGCACCUGUGUAUUGGCGACUUGGCUACCCACGUCUACUACGCCGACCAGAUCUCGGACAUGAUCCAGACGAUUUUGCUUAAGCUACAACCGUCCAAGUCGGCCAGCCCCCCUAACUCCUCGCCAAACGGAGAGAGGUCGGAGAACGGUGCCGCUGAGGACCAACCCCUCGAGUCUCUUUUCGCUCUCACUGUCGCCAAGAUCGCGGCGCUUAGAGCCAUCAAGGCGAUUCUUCUGGUUGCCAACCCCCGCACAAAGAUGAGCGGCGGCAACAUCAACCUCUCCAGAAACCGCGUUCCCAUCCAGACUUGGGAUGGUACUCAAUGGCUUCUGCGGGAUCCUGAUGGCCUCGUGCGCAAAGCAUAUGUGGAUGCUGUCGUGACAUGGUUGGAUCGGGAAACCACACCGGCUGAUUCUUUGGCAAGGGAUGAAUCUGCCAAGGCAACGUUGAAGAACCGGGCUGUCCAGGAGGCCAAUCUUGCUCGCCGGGUGGUCUCGAGCGCAUCUGCUCGCGUGGACAGGUCUGCAAAGGUGCCGCGCUCGCAUUUCUUGCAGCUCCUUCACCUUGCCAUCUACGACCACGCUUUGCAGUUUGUUGACUACGAGAAUGACCUGGUGCUGCUCCACGUGCUUUUGGCCAAGCUCGUGAGUCAGCUUGGUGUCAAUGCUGCCAAGUUUGGUAUUCCCAUGGUUUUCAGACUCCAAGAGGAUAUCCAAGAGGUUGAGACGCCCCUUGGCAAGGUCCGCAUUGGCAGUUUGGUACAUGGCUACCUCUGGACAUUGACCGAGAAGUUCGAUUGCGAAGGAACCGCUCCGGGGAGGGCGAUCCAUGGCGAGAUCAUCAGGCGCCGUAGCAAGAACUUUUGGGUCGAGGGUAUCAACAUUCCCGCUCCUACCCUUGAUCUGGUGGGCACACCAGGUCAGGCACGCCCACCACCAAAGAUGAACAUCCAGGAUCUCGAGUCCGAGGCCCUUUUGCCGUUCGAUGAGCGCGCAAUCCUGGUGGACUGCAUCUGCACAGGCUAUCAGGAACUGGCAACCUCCCCUCCUACAAGCCCGACCGCUAGUCCCAGUCGGAACUUCACCCACCCCAUCCUCGGAUCGACCUUGAGCACGAUCCCUAAGGCCGAGACCCAGCGGGAACUCCCACCACAGUUCCGCGAGCUGAUGCUCGGCGACUGGACACGCGAAGCAGUCCUCGCCAACGCGCAAGCAGGCAGCAGCAAGACUGCUUCGCUCAACGGCUCGCGAUCCGGCACAACCGGUACUCACCGGAACACCGUCAACAACAACAACAACAACAACAACAACAACAACAACAACCGCCUGGGAGUCAACGGCGUGACCUCACCAUACGCCAGCAACUCCAACCUCCGCCCUUCGUCUUCCCCAGCAGGCGCCAACGGCGUCCAAGUAGGCCGGACGCGCAAGACCAGCAUCCGCAGCAACGCCGGCGGCUCACCCGCCCACUCCACGUACAGGGCCAAGGUCCAACAACCGGUCACGUCCGUGGAGCAGCUGAAGGCCGUCCUGUCCGGCCACCUCCAGCCCCCGCCGACCUCGCACGGCAUCGGAUUCCAGCACUCUGAUGAUAGCGACGAUAGCCUCGUCAGCUAUGACGCGCCCAGCGAGCUGUCCUUCAACCCAGCCGCUGCCGGUGGCGGGCAGGGCUCCCCUGACAAUACCAGCCAGGUUGCUUCUAGCCCGCCACGCCGCACAUCCCAGGAUCGCAAUCAGCAGCUGAAGUUUGGAGGGCCUCUGGUACCAGGGGACAAUGCCGUAAACGGUGAAGAGAAACCUGCUACCACCGCCGGUGACGACGUCGUCCCCAACGGCGCCGCCGCUAACCUCGGAGUCCCCGUCUCGCGAACUACUUCCCGAACUCAACACCAGGCUGCUGCGCACACCCUUCCCCGGCCACCCACUUCCUCCAAGAGAAGCAUCAAGAGCCGGGCGGGCUCUCGCGCGGGACCCAUGUCCUCGUCGUGGCUGGGGGAGAAGCCACCCGCUAUGGACCUGGCGGCGCUGUUGAAGGGGAUUGAUAGUGCGGUGGGGAAGCCACCUUACUAAAUGGUGGACUUUCUCAUGAUGUUAUUAGGGAAGAAAAUUCUUAUUGGGGGAACGUGGUGUUUUUUUUUUCGAGAGAGAUUAUUUAUAGACUAACUUUUACUUUCACACUUAUCUAAAUUUGAUAAUGGGG